Messenger RNA from Blastomyces gilchristii SLH14081, 2457 nucleotides. RefSeq lists its product as uncharacterized. The transcript has a single exon. The record is from RefSeq and is a predicted model, not a curated record. Bases 702 to 1907 code for a protein of 401 amino acids. Lineage: Eukaryota; Fungi; Ascomycota; Eurotiomycetes; Onygenales; Ajellomycetaceae.
CGCCGCCAGAGUGCCUUGCCGCCAGAAGACGCUUGCAGUUGAAAUUAAGUUUCCUAGCCCUAGCUUCCUUUGGGCAUGAUCUGCUCGCCAGGCUCCAGGCGUCAGUUUACAGUUGAAAUUGCAGCUUACGGUUUCUAUCAGAAUGCAGCAGAAUAAUAUCAAAACCCUCAAAAGACCUUUGAACUUAGGGAUGGCAGGUACAACAAAUUUAACUGGCUGAUCCGAUCCCAGGGAUUGGCAUGUCAAACAUGCUGAAUGCAGUCUUUGUUCCACUCUGCUUUCUGCAGGGGAUAUUACUUGCAUUUGUAUUGUUCUUGCUAAUUUGUUCACAGCAAUUACUGUGCCACACUCUUAGAGCUUUGUUUAUUUGCGUAAUAUUCUGAGAUAUUAAUUUCACAAGCAUCCUAGUAUUGCAUGCCGUUUAUAGGUUUCACAUUGAGCUUGCCUUACAUCUCAAGAUUUUAAGGUGAACUACGCUGAAAUUGACCCAUCUUCUUUGUUCCUACUGGCUCUAUUGUUUCUGGGCAUAUCAUAACAUGGUGAUAUAUAUAUUUUCAUUUCCCCUAAACUUUCUCACCACAGAUAAAAUCGAACAAACGUCCCCAUGUUGUUUGAUUCUAAUCAUCCUAGAGUUCAUUCCAUUUCCAACAGAGCAAUAAGCAUCCUAUUGAACUUUUAAGGUGUUAUAUCUCUCUUGGAAAAUGAUUCCUCGGACAGAACUGUUGGCUAUUUUGGCCCUGACACUUCUGAGAACCGUUCAGGCCAGUCCCGGCUCUCCAAUCACUUCCGAUACUAGGGCUAAUCAAGGAGAUCUCUCACCGAUCGGACCUCUUCGCUUCCGUCGAGAUAUCCAAGAUGCUACCGCUCCCAUUGUCGCCAUUGCCACAGACGAUUCUUCAGGAAAAGUUGAGAUACCAGAAGCCAUACAAGUGCAAUGGCAAGAUGAAGACGCAAAGGACAAUGGGUAUCCCAUACUCAUUCGUCGCAAUCCACUCAUGCCGCCAAAGGAACCCCCAUUUGGUCAAAGCUCGGGAAAAUCAUGCAACUCCGGAACAUUAGGCUGUCAACCGACGAAGUUUCGUAUGAGAGCCCGUGAUAACGACUUCGAGGAAGAAGGAGCAGACCGAACUGUGCUUGCUGCCGCCGUCCCUCCUCCACAGCUUAUUCCAGCAUCUCCAAGCAUCAACCCAUCGGCCGGCAAAGAAGAGGAUUCAAUACUAAAGACGCCGCUCUCUCGCCUUCAAUCUGGCGAAAAGGACACGUACCCGAACCCGGAUUGGUUUCCCCUAAAGCCAGAAAAACGGCCCCCUCCACCGCCUGUCCGCGCUGGACCUGUCAAUGCCUUUACGGAUGACCCAAAUGCGAAAGACCCAUCACCAGGUCCCAAGCAAGGGCAAUUGAUGUUCGGUCUGGGUCCUGCUGUGAAUGUUCCUCCCCCGCCAGCUCCACCGGAAGAAGGGACUGUGGAUAAGCUCCUCUCACGGAGUGGGCCGGUAUCCAGGAUUAUGAGUCUCCAAUAUCGUGAGAAAGCAGCGGAUGAGCGUAACAAUAAGGCCUCGCAAAUCCUAGACCUGAAGGUUACCAAAUCCUCAGAUUCCCCGUCGGAGGAGGUGCAGGAUGCGGCGGAUACAAUCGGAGGCGGUAUUUCUUUGACUGAACCUAGGCACCGUGAAUACCCCUCUACACCGAAACUCAACCAAAGAUCAGAAGCAGAUGCCAAUCCGCUGCCGAAACGGGACACCACGAUGUUCAUUCCACCAGGGCCAGCCAGCCGUCCGAAGCAGGGAAGUCCUUUAAGGGACAGUUGGGAACAGAGAAUCUCUCUGUGUGGAGGUGUCGAACAAUCAUUUGGUAAAUCAGCGACGUGUGUCAGAUGGGCGGACAGAAAACCGAACAGGAGCCUAUAGAAGGUUUCAUCCUUGUCAGCGGAUUCUGAGGUGGGCACUAAGGGGAAACAAAAUCAACUGCAAAUUUUAUCCUAUUGUCCACUCGCGCCUCGUUUGCUUUCUUCCCAUUUCGAUGCAUUCCCGGGCGGGUUGAUAGAAAACCCUUUUUGCAAUUGUCACCCUUCGAUGUGGUCUUGUUAUUACUUUAUUGCUUUUGUUUCUAAAUUUUCUUCCUACUCGCUUAUAAUCCCUGCUUUUCCUUUCUUGUCUUAGGUUCGGGGUCCCAUGUUAGGUUGACACUGCGAAACACGCAGGAAAUCUCAUUGUUUUCUUAGGAGCGAGUUUCUGAACACCGUGAGAUUUUACCCCUAUCUUCUAGUUGUGGAUGCCAGCUUCACCACGAGCACUUCCGCAGCGAAUUGUCACAUGUAGCCUCCCGAAAAGAAUUAUGAGAAUUGCAACAAUUAAGUAUGGGUAUGGGAUAACAAUGACAUAGACCCUUUUGUAAAUUAUUUAAAACAAACAAAAUAUGGAGAAAAUGGCAACAUAAAAGAGCUUUAACAUAGUGCAG